GAUAAAAAGUAUACGUAAGAAAGAUAAAGCACGAACAGCACAAUUCAUAAUAUUUUUAUUUCGAACGUUUUUUUUUAUCUUUCAGAAGUCAUGAGUGUUUAGUUCAGCUCACCUUGUGAAUUUUCUGAGUGAUAUUAAUAAAUUUGUUUUGCGAUGGGGGUACCCAUGCUCUUAUUGGCUAUGGCCCUGCCCUUCCUGAACAUGUUGAUGUCAGUGAGCGGACAAUGUAGUUUCGCUCAACAUAUAGAACUAGGAAAGCAGUACUACAUUUACAAUGAAGAAUACCCUAAGAACUAUAGAAGAGGUACCAACUGCAGAUGGAGCGCUACAAGUGAACCUGGUACUCAGAUUGUGCUGACUUGCGAAGUGAUAAAUAUCCCAGAAUCGAAAGAAUGCUAUUACGAUAAACUUGCUGUUUCUCUAUCUGGAAACCCCACCUUUGCAGAUGCUCAUAAUUAUUGUGGAAAGGGAACAUUGAGUUUGAUAUCUGAACGCAACUCGUUAGAAAUAGGACUUUUCUCCAGUUAUUGGAGUCCUACCAGCCAAACUGGGAAUUUCAUUUGUAGCGUAGCCUCUAUUCAGGGCAAUGUUCCAACAACUACCACAAAGAGGCCAGUGACGUGCGAUUGUGGAUGGAAACAAGGGAUGAGAAUUGUAGGAGGUCAUGAAACAGGAGUUAACGAAUAUCCCUUCAUGUCUGCACUUGUUGAUGCAGAACUUGGCAGUUUGUAUUGUGGGGCCAGCAUAAUAUCAGAACGAUACGCUUUAACUGCAGCACAUUGUCUGACCAACAGAAUGAUCAACAAUAUAGGACUUUUAGUUGGUGAACACAACAUUUCCACAGGUACCGACACACCUUAUUCGAGAAUCUAUCUCCUGAAUAGAUUCAUAAUUCAUCCAGACUUCGAACCACAAACUCAGAACAACGACAUAGCCCUGGUGAAAACAAAAUUAAGUAUUGAAUUCAGUCUCUACGUCGGCCCAGUGUGUUUGCCAUUCAGGUACAGCAGUAACGAUUUCAGAGGCCUGCCUGUGACAGCUCUAGGAUGGGGCUCCGAAGAAUUCUCAGGUCCAAGGUCAGACGUCCUCCAAGAGGUCACGUUGAACGUCAUCAGCAAUGCCGAAUGUUCCAACACAGAGAAGAAUGUGACGUACCAACAGCUAUGUACUUAUGCACCCAAUAAAGACUCUUGUCAAAGUGAUUCUGGAGGUCCGUUGGUUUGGAUGCAAAGCAGUAUUAGAAGACUGGAACUGGUCGGUGUGAUAUCCUUUGGUUUAGGCUGUGCCACUUUAAGACCCUCUGUUAAUGUGAGGGUCACUUCUUACCUUUCUUGGAUAGUUAGCAAUAGUCCAGAUACAAACUACUGCAUACGGUAGUCAUCCAAACAUCCAAAUUGGACAUCACUGUCACAAGAGAUAUCAUCUCAACUACGUUUGAGGAUAAUAUUAUGAAUUUUAUUUAUUUUAGUUCGAAGAAGUAAUUUAAGUUAUUUAAAUUGUUUAUUUUCCAAAAUGAAAUAAAUGUGUUAAUUUUA
Molecule: messenger RNA, 1535 nt
Organism: Harmonia axyridis
Lineage: Eukaryota; Metazoa; Arthropoda; Insecta; Coleoptera; Coccinellidae
Product: venom serine protease 34-like
Exons: 8
Coding region: 154-1377 (407 amino acids)
Biological process (GO): proteolysis
Molecular function (GO): serine-type endopeptidase activity
Source: RefSeq, a predicted model, not a curated record